Messenger RNA from Psilocybe cubensis, 1245 nucleotides. RefSeq lists its product as uncharacterized. NCBI's taxonomy places the organism in Eukaryota, Fungi, Basidiomycota, Agaricomycetes, Agaricales, Agrocybaceae. The coding region runs from base 1 to 1245 and encodes 414 amino acids. The transcript has 3 exons. Gene Ontology annotation, cellular component: plasma membrane; fungal-type vacuole membrane. Gene Ontology annotation, molecular function: nucleobase transmembrane transporter activity; nicotinamide riboside transmembrane transporter activity. Gene Ontology annotation, biological process: nucleoside transmembrane transport. The record is from RefSeq and is a predicted model, not a curated record.
AUGCCACCACCAUCACUGGGCUCACCGGAGGCCCUCUACCAUGUCGUACCGUCGGCGAGCUACGAUGCCAAUCCAUCACAGAUUGAACUCGACCGUGAAGGUGGUGCUGUAGAGACAGGCGUGUCUACGCCUCCGUUAUCUCACCCGCAGACUGUAUUGGUCACAGCACCAAUUCGCUGGAUUCACUUCAUAUUGGGUUGUGCGGUGCUGCUGUCCUGGAAUGGCGUAUUCUUCUCCUUCAUCUUGUUCAAUGGCGCAUCUCAGGCCGUUGUCGGUGCAUAUCUCCAGACGUCUGUAAUCGCAGUAGCGUCGCUCUUUGGCCCUCUAGCUGUACAAGCUAUGAUGUCCGGUCAGGCAGCCGUCGCUGUCGCUGUCAGUGGCGUCCAAGUCAUUAGCGCAGCCGCUUCUGUUCGAGGCAAGACCCGCGUCUAUAUCAGCGACGGAUCAGCCGAAGAGCGAUCCGCGUUCAUAUUCUUCUCCCUUUCCACCCUAUUUCUUGUGGUUAGUGCGGGGGCCCACUCUUGGAUGACCAAGACGCCUAUCUAUCAGCAAGUGGCGGCGUCGCUAGAACGCGGACGAAAGAGGACAGCGGGUGAGAUUGGACAUGCAGACGAAAGAGAAGGCCUUGUUACCCAUGUCUCGAGUACUUCAGCAAUUGAGGAUACAGCAAACGCCUUUAGAGUCGGGAGAGCAAAUGCUAUAUAUGAGGUUGCUGUUGCCUAUGUUUUCAUAGUCACUUUAGCCGUGUAUCCUCCCAUCACAACGUCCGUUCAACCCACAAAUCCUUCUACACAUCCUCUGCUUUUCAGUGCAUUCCAUUUUCUCGUGUUCAAUGUCGGAGACUUCUUGGGACGGUACAUCUGCUCAUUCCCCAUCUUCCUCAUAUGGAGUGCUCGUCGUCUUCUAGCCCUGUCACUCUCCCGAACACUGUUUAUCCCUCUGUUUCUAAUGUGCAAUAUCCAACGAGGGCCUACUGCUGCAGUUACUUCACCUAUCAUCAAUUCUGACUUAAUGUUCAUGAUCAUACUUUUCUUGUUCGGAUGGUCCAAUGGCUACCUUUCAAGUCUGUGCAUGAUGUCCGCGCCAUCCUUGGAGCACAAUCCCAGAUUAAAGGGCCGAGCGGAGGACGUCGAUGUCGCUGCCACAGUGGCCAGUUUCUGUCUGGUCGGUGGAUUAUCGAUAGGUAGCAUCAUGAGCUUUGCUGUCAAGGGGAUAUUCUGCGGCUGUAACCCUUUCACGAACUAA